AUGUCCUAUGCCAUUAGACGUUCACCUGACGUUGCCGAGCUCGUAAAGCGUGCACCCGAACCUGUAGCUGAGCAUGAAAAACGUGCACCCGUCUAUCAACAACCUUUUUACUAUGGUAGUUAUUCAAUGUCACCACCACCAUAG
This is a messenger RNA of Ambispora leptoticha, 144 nucleotides long. The record is from the annotation of a GenBank genome assembly. Lineage: Eukaryota; Fungi; Glomeromycota; Glomeromycetes; Archaeosporales; Ambisporaceae.